AUGAUGUCGACAUCAAUCGACCCUCAUAAUACUAGUCAUAAUAGUAAUGGCCGAUCAUUGAGAAUUGUUUCAACAAAUCGACUCUUUACCAAAGUCAGAACUGAGCAACCAUCGGAUUCAAUUUUACCAUCAAUAAUGGAUGCAACCGGUCUAUUUUCGGAUCAUAAUCUUCAUGUAUUUCCAAAAGAUGAACCCAUACUUGAUGAAACAACAAUAAUAACAUCAUCGUCGCCACCGCCAUCAUUUGUUGAUUUUCAUCAAACAUUGUCAACAUCAGCAUCGAGUCUAUCGUCACCAACAUCAUUUUCACCGUUGCAACAUGAUCAUAGUUAUGGUGUAUCAACAAAUUCUUCGUCGUUACUUCCAUCACCAUCUUCAUCCGAUCCCUUAACAUCAUCGGAUUUAACAAGUCAAAAUUCAACGUCUUCUGUUGUUGUUACAUGGCCACAAAUAAAUUGUCGAGCUUUACGCCCAGAUGAUUAUCAUAUGCUACUUGAAUUAUUAUCAUCGAAUACCAAUGCGGAUUCACCGCCGAUAUUUUUUGGUUCAGCACUUAUUGAUCCAUCGACAUCGACACCAUACUCAGAUGCAACACGUACACAGCCGAAAAAACGUGCGCGCCCUGGCCAUGUUAAACGACCAAUGAAUGCAUUUAUGGUUUUUUCACAGAUUGAACGCCGAAAAAUGAUUCAAUUAGCACCACAUUUACCAAAUGCAGAUAUAAGCAAAUGCUGUGGAGCGAAAUGGAAACGAAUGUCAUUACGUGAACGACAACCAUAUAUGGAAGAAUCUGAACGAUUGAAACAACUUCAUGCACGACAAUAUCCUGCAUAUAAAUAUCAACCAAGAAAGCGAGGCAAGACUAAUCAACCAACGAAUGCAGUUCCAAAUUCACCUUCAAUAUCUGGUUCAUCGUCAUCAUCAUCAUCACCAUCAGCAACAGUUCCUUCCUUAAAUAGAAUGACAACAAUCCCUUCGCACAUGACAACUGUUUCUAAAGAACAAUCCCAAACGCCACCACCACCACCACCAUCACUUCUACAAUCAUCUUCCUCAUCGACAUCAAAUCCAAACGAUCCGAUAUCACUAUUAGUAGCAACAUUAUUCGAUCAAAAACUAGCAAUGUUUGCUAGUAAUCUUCAACAAUUUAAUAUUGAUCAUCUUCAAUAUCAAUUUACACCACCAAAUACUCAACUUUAUCCAUCACCAACACCAUUGCCUUUUGAUCCCGUGGCUUUUCUUGCUAAACAACAACAGCAUCGAGUUGUUUAG
Molecule: messenger RNA, 1272 nt
Organism: Rotaria socialis
Lineage: Eukaryota; Metazoa; Rotifera; Eurotatoria; Philodinida; Philodinidae
Source: the annotation of a GenBank genome assembly